AUGAUCGGAGAAGAAGGCCGCUCAUCCACCGGAGAUGAUGAACCUUGGCUCGUUCUUUUCCAUGGCCAGAGCCAAGUCUUCUACUCGACCUCGAAUCCCAAGCAAAUCCACCGUUGUCGGAUUCCGCAGUUCGUCGACAGUCACAUUAUCGGCCACUCACAAUACGGCUGGUUAAUCCUCCGAAGGGAAAUCGACGACACGGCUACAUCCUUCUCCCUGCUGAACCCCGUCACUCUCGAAACAAUCGAGCUCCCCGCACUGAACAACUUGACCGGUGGCACGUUCACGAGAUGCGAGCUUACUUGUCCACCAAGCAACCCCAACUGCAGAGUCGUCAUCGCCAAUAACAAAACCCCGCAACUCGCGCACUGCAAACCGGGCGACGAGACAUGGUCCGUGCAAACUUUCUCCGAAGAGUUCGCUGCGUUGUACCGUCUCGUGAUCUGCAACCAGAGCUUGUACGCCCUCACAGCGAACAGCCAGUUGCUCGAGAUAACAAUGAACAACACCGACGACGACGACGACGACAACAACAACAACAGUCUCGUAGCUAGCUUGCUAGUCGAGAGCUAUCCGCGGGAUUUGAUUCCGCGGUACACCGAGAGAAUGGGAUACUGGAACCUGGUCGAAUCGGGUGGGGAGCUGCUCUGGAUCAUCCUCUGCCAUCGCAAACACAGCAAUUGCGAGCUGGAUUGGGUGCUGGUUCAUAAAUUGGACCGGUCGUCCAUGAGUUGGGUACGAGUUAACACAUUGGAUGGACGAGCAGUCUUCAUUAGUCCCAACGGCUAUUCAUUCCCCGACGGCUAUUCAUUCUCCUGCUCCUGCAACAACAACAACGGGAUCAAACCCAAUUGCAUCUACUUCUUCCUGAGUGAUGAUUACCAGAAAUUAUUCGCUUUCGACGUCGAGAGAGGGCAGGCGUUACAGUGGAAAUAUGCUUCAUCAAGCGACGAUGACCACGACGACGACGAACCACUACUCGAUGUUGCUUUCAUCAAUUAUCCAGCAGGUCACCGAACUACUCCUCGAUUCAGCUUGGCUGGUGUUGAGACUAGUGAAAUAGACCCAGAGAGAGUACAAGUUGAAGUACAUAAUGAAACAAAGAGGGUGGAGAAGGAGAAGAAGAAGGAGAAGGAGAAUGAGGAAGUGGAGGAGGAGGAGGAGGCAUUGAUAUGGAAGCUUCCUCGGGAGAUUUUCACCAACAUAGCAAAGAAAUUGAUCGACUGUAGAAGCUUCCGAACUUGUUGCAGGAAGCUUAAAUCAGCCAUACCUCUCCCGCCACCACUGUAUCCGUGGUUCUUCUACUUCAAGCAGUACAAGGGGGACCUCAAUUUCCAGGACUUGGUGUAA
Messenger RNA from Linum trigynum, 1350 nucleotides. The record is from the annotation of a GenBank genome assembly. NCBI's taxonomy places the organism in Eukaryota, Viridiplantae, Streptophyta, Magnoliopsida, Malpighiales, Linaceae.